AGAGAGAGAGAGAGAGAGGGAGGGGGGAAACAGAGAGAGAGAGAGGGAGAGACUGGCUGACUGGUUGAGUGACUGACUGGCUGACUGAGAGAGAGAGAGAGAGUGAGAGAGGGAGAGAGAGAGAGCAAACGGAUUGGAGCUAAUCUGUGAUUGACGGAGACACUGCAUGAUGCGUGAAUACAAGUUAGUAGUCCUUGGCUCUGGUGGUGUCGGCAAGUCUGCACUGACUGUUCAGUUUGUUCAGGGGAUCUUUGUGGAGAAGUAUGACCCCACAAUAGAAGACUCAUAUAGAAAGCAAGUGGAGGUGGAUGGCCAGCAGUGUAUGCUGGAGAUCCUGGACACUGCAGGGACGGAACAAUUCACAGCCAUGAGGGACCUGUACAUGAAGAACGGCCAGGGCUUCGCACUAGUAUACUCCAUAACUGCACAGUCCACAUUCAAUGACCUGCAGGACUUGAGAGAACAGAUCCUGCGAGUUAAAGACACUGAUGAUGUGCCGAUGAUCCUGGUGGGGAAUAAGUGUGAUCUGGAGGAUGAGAGAGUGGUGGGGAAGGAGCAGGGACAGAACCUGGCCCGCCAGUGGAACUGCUGUGCCUUCCUCGAGUCCUCCGCAAAGUCCAAGAUUAACGUCAAUGAGAUCUUCUAUGACCUGGUCCGGCAAAUCAACAGGAAAACCCCAGUACCUGGGAAGGCACGCAAAAAGUCCAACUGUCAGCUGCUCUAAUACACAGCUGUUCUGUUGCUCUGAGCCAGGUCUGAUUUGCUGCUGUGUCUGUCAGCAGUGCCAGCAUUCCGACGUUACUAAAACCUAACAUCGAAUGGACUUUCCUGUGUGGUGAUGCCCCUUUAAAGAAACCAACCGACAGAUUCAAGGCUACAGUAUCAUAUUUUUUGCACAUAGAUAACCAUCAACACUUUCCAGAGUUGCAAGAAAGAUUUUUACUUAUAAAUAUAUAAAUAUAUAUUCUAACUGUAUGCAACUAAAAUAGACCAAUAAUUACAUGGAUAAAUGAAUAAAAUCCUAAAAGAAUUUUAAAAAAACGCAGAGCCUACACACAGUGUUAUUGCUAACGGAGUCAGCCACCGUUGGAAAAGUAAGGAGCGUGUGUUGAACCUGACUGUGCACGUUGCCAUGGCAAUUACAAUGAUGCGAUAUUUAUAAGCACCACUAUUUUAGCCAGAGAUGAGAGGAAGUCCAAAGACACCCAUAUAGUCCAUUUCGUACAGCUAACUUUGCUCCUUGGUUUCUGUGCAUUUCUUCCUGUAGAUUUUGUCUUUUGUAACAUUUUUUUGUUUGUUUUAUUUUCAUCCUAAUUUUCCUCCUUCCUGCAUUUUCACUUUUUAAAAGUUACUAGUUUUCGCUCUGCCAAGAUGGUAUAUCACAUGAACUAUUGAUAUAAGUUUUAUCUUUAGGAAAACCUGUGGAUACAUGUAUGUGUAAAAAUUAAAAAAUAUAAUGAUUUCUGUCACUAUUAUGUUGUUCUUAGCCUCAAAUGCCUUCAAAUAUGUAUUUAGAUCUUUUUUUUUUCUUUCCAGGCGAAUCCAACUAAAAAAAAAAAACAACAAAAAAAACUUAAUCCAUCUCUCAUACCAGGUUUCUUGUCUUGUUUACGGAGACAUUUGUACAGUUUGGGGUGCUCACAAGGGGGCACUGUUGAAAGGGACAGUCAUGCUUCACCUUGAAAGAGUGAAAUAUAAUAAAUCAGCUUUGCAUCAUGUGAUCUCUCAUUGAUAGAAUAUAAACUGUCCAAUCCCUUUCACAGAAUUCCCCUUAACUACUACAGGAAGUAUAUUUUAAAGAAUUGAGAGCAACACUUUCUAUGAAGCCCAUAUUCGUAAAUUAUUAUAACUGUGCUUCUGAUUGUUUAUAAGUAGGUAAUGAUUUCUUGUAAAGUCUUUUUAUAAACUCUAAUAAUGCCUCGUGAAGCUGUAAUAAUGUGCAAUAAAUAACUCCUUGAUAACUUAGACAUGUUGUAACACAAGUGCUGUUAUUCUUUAUAAUGUCAUGUGGUGUACUGCGCAGCCUUUAUAACUAAAGAUUAUCUGUGAAUAUUUAAAGCAACUGUAACAUUUAUUAACAAUUAUUUAAAAAAAAAAAACUGUCUUGCUACUUAGGAGGAAUAAUUUAACAUUCACUUUAAUUGAAGCACUGAGUAAUGACAUUUUAAGUGUUUAUCAUUUUAUAAAUAAUUGUUAAUAAAUAGUAAUUAAUAUAAAUAAUAAUAAAUAAUUAGUUACUCACAGGUCAUUAGUAGUAAAAAAGGUUGUGCAGUACACCACAUGGAAUUAUAAUGCAUAGCCACUCUUGUGUUAUGAUGAUUAUGAAUAUGAUUAUAAAUUCACAAGGAAUUACUUAUAGAACAUUAUUAGAGCUUUACAGGGCAUUGUUAGAGUUUAUACAAAUGCUUACAGGGAAUCAGUACCAACUUACAAAAAUGAUGAGCAAACUUGUAAUGAUUUAUAACAAUGGGCUUCAUCAAAUAAUCAUCAGUAAUAUCAGUGUCUGCACUGCGUUUACUGAUGUUCUCUAAAGGUAAUUCACCCCGAACCUUCCUCUUGCCUGCGAAUGCAACUGAUCAUUUUGGAUCCUGUCAGUAAAGAUUAAAAAAAAAAACUUGCCUGUUAGUGACUGUUUCACUUUUGUAAAACUUGGAUUGAACUGUUUUCUGUCUGCGUUCCUGUGGGAAUUACUGUAGUGAAUGUUGGGGUGGGGAUGCUGUGUUUCUGAGCGGGGAGAAAAGGGAUCAAUAGUUACAAAAAAAAAAAAAAGACCAUAUUGUAACAAGUGCAAUCAUAUGAAGCAUUCAUAAAGCAUUCAUGAGAUGUGGAUGAACUGUGCGGCACAACGACACAAAAUGUUCGACUAGUUGAGCUGCAGACCAUCUUAUAGUCUGCAACUAAAAUUCAUGCUUUUUGACUCAAUAUACUGUAACAAUGUAUGUGCACCAUGGAUGCUUUAUGCAUGCAUUAUGGAGGUUCACUCAGUAAAAAAAAUGUGAUAAAUAAAAAAAUCUAUUAAGUAAUGCUGAAUGAGUGAUGAAGGUUAACAUUGAGGUUAUGUUCUGCUGAUUGUGUCAACAAAUGCUUUGUUGGAUUUCUGUUUUUUAAAAGAAAAAAAAAAAUCUGGGUGAGGGUGAACGCGUGAGAGCGCUGCAGUAUUUGAAAUGAAGCAUUUGAGUAACUGUAGAGUUGGGGAGGAGGGUGGGAGGGUGGAUGGGUGGCCAAAUGUAAACUUAAAAGCCUUAAUUGAAGUGGUGCAAUUUUGUAUAAUCGAGCAUCUGUAGUUCAAUAAAUUGGAUUGCCAUGCAAGGGCUCGCAAGAAGCCAGUUCUGCCACUUGAUUGUGUAUUGUUUCACAGUUCUUCUGUCAAUAAAAUCAGUUUAACAUUUGCUCUAA
This is a messenger RNA of Pangasianodon hypophthalmus (striped catfish), 3396 nucleotides long. It is a transcript of the gene rap1b, whose product is annotated as RAP1B, member of RAS oncogene family. The coding region runs from base 167 to 724 and encodes 185 amino acids. The transcript has 8 exons. The record is from RefSeq and is a predicted model, not a curated record. Gene Ontology annotation, biological process: negative regulation of synaptic vesicle exocytosis; cellular response to cAMP; Rap protein signal transduction. Lineage: Eukaryota; Metazoa; Chordata; Actinopteri; Siluriformes; Pangasiidae. Gene Ontology annotation, molecular function: GTP binding; GTPase activity; GDP binding. Gene Ontology annotation, cellular component: plasma membrane.